AUGACUGAGCAGGAGACUGUUUCUGUGUCCAAGGGCAUUUUUGUUUUCCCAAACAAUUUCAAAAGAUCCAAGAAAUCUUCGAAGGAACAAAUACUCAAGCCGAAAAAGGACGAGUUUUCUGAUAAUUUGUGGUAUCAAGAAUACACAGAUUUGUGGGAGGCACUCAAUAAUGAAUAUGAGAAUCUAACUUCUGAAAUGUUUACCGCAAUGACCUCAGACCUCUUAGAAUUUGUAAGUGCUAGCCAUCGAGACUUAGUAGCUGAAAUACCUACUGCGGUCCUGCUAACUGGAAUUAACAUGCCCGAUCACGAGGCUCAAUUUAUAAAUCUGAAAAGGCAAAUUAUAGCUGACAUAACUCCUCAUGUUGCAUUUUUGCAUAGCCAAGAUUGUAUCAAUUUAAAAUAUCUCAUUGAAAAUAUGAUCAAACAAUUUAUUAAAAAUAGUACGGAGGAUGAUGAUGAUAAUGAUGAUAAUGAAGAAUAUACAAGCAAUUUUAAAAAAUCGGAUUUUAGUUUGCCUUUAUUGCAAAGCUGGUACCAAUACAUGUAUCCUGUAAAGACUGAAAAAAAGUUGCUAGUUGUCAUUGUACCAGAUUUUGAAAGCUUCAGUGCUAACGUACUGCAAACAUUUAUCCUAAUUAUUAGCUCGUAUUUAGCUAAAUUACCUUUUGUGUUUGUUUUUGGCAUUGCCACUUCCAUUAAUACACUCCACACAUCUUUUCCAUAUCAUGUCACCUCGAAGACCAAUAUUAAAGUUUUCAAGUGUGAGCCUUCCACAGUACACUUGAAUAAAAUGUUGGAAGGUGUCUUUUUGAGCCCAUUUUGCCCCUUUCAGCUAGGAAGCAAUGUUUUUGAUUUGUUUACAGAGAUUUUUUUGUACUAUGAUUUUUCUGUUUGGAAUUUUGUACAAAAUAUUAAGUAUGCAAUGAUGGAACAUUUUUGCAAUGGAAAUGCUAUGGCGCUUUGUCAAGUUGAGAAGAAAGAUGUGAAGGAAAUUUUACAGAAGUUCACUCAUGAAGAUUUUGAGAAUGUUCGUCAUCUUCUGUCAUUUAGAAAAUUUGUUGAAUCUGAGCCCUAUGAAAAUAGAAUACUCUUACUAACAGACGAUGAAUAUUUCAAAGUAAUAGUGUUUGAGAAAAUUGUUAUAAUCCAAAGAUAUAUUAGAAGAUUGCAUAUAUUUUUGAAAUGUCUCCAUACGCUUGUGUCAGACUUACCUGGGGCUCCUCUGGGUAAAAAUUAUAGAGAAAUAUAUGCUCAUGCAGUACGCCAACCCAUUGCUAAAUCGCAUGAAUACACAGAAUGCUUACAACUGCUCAAUUUCCAAUCCAAAGACAAUUUGUAUGCUAAAUUGGUGAGCAUCAGGGAUAUUAUUAGUGAAUAUAUUAAUGAGAAAACCAAAAAGACACAGUUGAAAGAUUUUUUUAACAAAAUCUGUAGUUUUAUGGAUUUGCUAAAUACCUUAGAUUCUAAUCCUGAAGCCAGUGAGGAAAUUGGAAUAAUGGAGUGUGACAAUACUGAAAUAGGGCAAGUAGCUGACCGUAGAGCAUUCAAAAGUACUUUAUUUUCAAGAUCACAACAAAAACCAAAACCUCUCAACAAAUAUGAGAAAAUCCGCGAAGAAAUUCUAUACUAUGUAACUAAGCAAUUCGAGUUAUUCUUGGUGCAACCUAGCACAAUGCCUUUUUACGAAAUAUUCUUUUUUGAUGAUAUUUCAAUUAAAUCGAAAAUAAUUGGUAUGCACAGAUCCGCUAUUCAUAAUGCACUUAACGACCCUAACCAUUAUUUACAGUGCAACUGCUGCGAGAUAUCCAAUUGCCAAACCAUCAAAGCCACCAUGCCCGAUAUUUGUAUCGCUUACAAGCUGCAUUUGGAAUGUGGCAAAAUGAUCAAUUUGUAUGACUGGUUACAAGCGUUUCUUUAUAUUGUCGAUCCCAAAUAUUCUGAUGAUUUGGAUGACAAAUCCAAUAAGUUGGUUGAUCCAGAAUUACAGUAUCCUUUAAAAUAUAAAGCGCGAUUUACUCAAGCAGUGGCAGAAUUGGAAUAUUUAGGAUUUAUUAAGAGCUCUAAGCGUAAGGCUGAUCAUGUGGCUCGUUUGACAUGGGGUGGUUAG
Ceutorhynchus assimilis (cabbage seed weevil) is the source of this 2109-nucleotide messenger RNA. The record is from the annotation of a GenBank genome assembly. Lineage: Eukaryota; Metazoa; Arthropoda; Insecta; Coleoptera; Curculionidae.